AUGUACUGGUUACAAGCCUUACAAAAAAAGAGAAGAAAAUACAGUGAAACAAGAGUCUCCAAAGACCCUGUCAGACAGGUUUGGGUGAAUCCAGACCCGUUAAGUAAGAAAUCUAUUCUUGCAUUGUCUGCUGAAAGUGAUGGAACUGCUUCAACCUCUGAAAGCCAGACUAAUACACAAGCAUCAGCAUCAACAUCGAGAACAAGGAUUUGGUCUUUAGCAGCUCUUCAGUCAGAAAUUGUUAACAUUCUUAAUAGUCAUAAGCAGCAAAGAGCUCCAGAUAAUUCUUCAGUGCCGCAGUCAAAUUCCUGCUUUGUCAAUAUUCACCUUUACUUUUCUGUUCCUCUUCAUUCUUCACAUUUCUUUCUCCCUGCAUUUUUUUAUUCAUUUUUUUUUUAUCCUGUUGUUUCUUUUUUUAGUAGUUUUUGUUUCUUUGUCUUCUCCUCUCAUGUUCUCUUUCUUUCCAUCAUCUAUUUUCUCUUCCUCUUUUCUAUUGAUCUUUCUUCAGUUAUAUAUUUCUUCUCUCUUUUUAUCCGUAGUCUCUCAUCCAUCAAUUAUCCUUAUCUUUUAACAUUACAUUUUUUCUUAUUCAUUAUCUUCCUUUCUGUCUAUUAUUUUUUAUUUCCUGACUCUCUUCCUUCUCCCUAUUCUUUAAUUUCAUUUCUUCCUUAUCUUUUUGACAAUUGA
Messenger RNA from Acanthosepion pharaonis, 687 nucleotides. The record is from the annotation of a GenBank genome assembly. Lineage: Eukaryota; Metazoa; Mollusca; Cephalopoda; Sepiida; Sepiidae.